Candidula unifasciata is the source of this 801-nucleotide messenger RNA. The record is from the annotation of a GenBank genome assembly. Lineage: Eukaryota; Metazoa; Mollusca; Gastropoda; Stylommatophora; Geomitridae.
AUGGCUGUGGGUAAAAAUAAGCGGCUAACUAAAGGAGGAAAGAAGGGCACUAAAAAGAAAGUCGUGGAUCCAUUCUCCAAGAAAGAAUGGUACGAUGUCAAAGCACCUUCCAUGUUUUUAGUGAGGCAGGUUGGAAAAACUUUAGUCACACGGUCUCAGGGAACAAAAAUUGCCAGUGAUAACCUUAAGGGUCGUGUAUUUGAAUGCAGCCUCGCUGAUCUUCAGAAUGAUGAAGUUACCUUCCGUAAAUUCAAGCUGAUAGCUGAAGAGAUCCAGGGACGCAAUGUGCUGACCAAUUUCCAUGGUAUGUCCCUGACACGGGACAAGAUGUGCUCCAUGGUCAAGAAAUGGCAGACACUGAUCGAGGCUAACGUGGAUGUCAAGACCACUGAUGGCUACCUGCUGCGAGUGUUUGUCAUUGGCUUCACAAAGAAGAGGAACAACCAGGUCAAGAAAACAUGCUACGCCCAGCAUGCUCAGGUCAAGGCCAUCAGGAAGAAGAUGGUGGAGAUCAUUACAAGGGAAGUUUCUACGAAUGACAUGAAGGAAGUCGUCAACAAGCUCAUCCCCGACAGCAUCGGCAAGGACAUUGAGAAAGUCUGCCAGGGCAUCUACCCACUACACGAUGUGUUGGUUCACAAAGUAAAAGUGCUGAAGAAGCCCAAGUUUGAUGUUGGCAGAUUGAUGGAGCUUCACGGUGAGGGCGGGCCCACAACUACCACAACCAAGACUACCACAGAGAGCGGCGAGAAGGUCGACAGAGUUGAUGGCUAUGAACCUCCUGUUCUUCAGACUGUCUAG